Drosophila montana is the source of this 3700-nucleotide messenger RNA. It is a transcript of the gene beat-VI, whose product is annotated as beaten path VI. The transcript is spliced from 7 exons. The record is from RefSeq and is a predicted model, not a curated record. The coding region runs from base 723 to 1709 and encodes 328 amino acids. NCBI's taxonomy places the organism in Eukaryota, Metazoa, Arthropoda, Insecta, Diptera, Drosophilidae.
GGUUGUCUAUUGUAACGGUAUCUAUUCGCGCUCGAAACGCGUUCGUUCCACUGGGAACAGUCAGUCUUCAAAGGUAAACAACAACAAUUGAGAGCAUGCAAAAACUAAAUAACAUUCCAAGCUCGCCCCGAGUCCCAGUGCCAGUUACCAAAAUUAUACAGAUUCUACGUUAGUCAAUACCGCUAGAAAUCUCCACUAACACGACUUACGGCUAAACUUAUAUUAGCCGGCUUUUACAGGGCCAACUUUGCCGUUCAAUUUACAUUAGCAAUUUGCAUUGAUGAACUGUGGCGCGAUGCGCGGCGUGCAUGAUAAAAAUCCAAGCAUAAUAAUCAUCGAUAUUCAAAGGCAUUAGAAUAGCAAAGCAACAAUAUCAACAGCAGCAGCAGCAACCGCAACCGACCUUUGAACUCGCCCAGUCCCUAACUGCGCGUAUCUCUAUCUCUGCGCGUCGCUGUGUGUGUGUGUGUGCGUGUGCGUGUGAGUGUAAAAGUGUGAAAAAGCGCAAAAUAAAUAUUAAAAGCGAAACGUGCAUGGAUUAGAAAGCAUAACCAGCAGCAGCUAAAAACAAUAACAAUAAGAACAACAACAACAGCAAGGAUCCGGAGCAGGAGCAGGAGCAGCAUCCGCAGCGCCAGUUUAUUGAAACAGCUCGGAAAAGAGACAUUGCCGCCAGCAGACAGCGUCUGGCGCCGGAACUGUCUAACGGCGCAACUAUAAAAAUGGGCAGCCAUGGCGGAAAAGUAAAAGGACGAAGAUCCUGCGUGCUCAGACCGAGGCAAGGCUUACCCGCUUUGCAUGCAGUAUUCAAUAUGCUGGCUUUGAGCUGCAUUAUAAUCUCCAAUUUAUUGCCGAGCGCUCAUGGACUGAAGGAUCUUAAGAUAUUCGUGCCGGAAGCAGUCAUCAUGGGCAAUGCAGCGACAUUGUCCUGUCAAUACGAUUUGGAGAAGGCGGCGCUGUACUCGGUGCGCUGGUACUUUGGCCAGGAAGAGUUCUAUCGCUAUGUGCCGCGCGAGGCGACGCCCACAUUUGUCUUCCCCGUUGCAGGCAUUAAUGUUGAUCUAACCAACUCGGAUGCAACGUCGGUCACACUGAAAGGAGUCACACGAGAUCUGACUGGUAGCUAUCAGUGUGAGGUGUCCGAAGAUGCACCGUUGUUCCAUACUGAUAUUCGGUCGGCGUACAUGCAGGUGAUUGAGCUGCCCAAAGACGAUCCGGCCAUGCAGGUGGACAAGAAGGUGAUUGGCGUCAACGACAACUUCAAGGCAGUGUGCACAGUGGGACCCUCCUAUCCGCCGGCGAACAUCACUUGGUACAUCAACGGCCGCAAGGUAUACAAAACGCCGCUGCAGCGCAUAACGCAGGACGCAUUCGAGGGCUCGACCACGUACUCCUCCCUGGAAAUCUAUCCGCACAGCCAGGUGCUGCAGGGCUUCUUCCAGGCGAUGCCCAAGUAUCAGACCAGCAUACUGCUGCUCUGCGAGGUAUCCAUACUGCAUGUGUUCCACAAGAAUGUACAGCAACGCAUUGGGCUAAGCAUGGCGCCGCCGACCACUAUUUCACCCAAUUUGCUGGGCCUCGAGGGCUCCAAGCGCUAUGUCAAUGGCGAUCCGGAUAAUUCAGCACUCACCGGCGCUGCACAGUGCAGCUGCAGUGCUAUCGGCGUGCUGACUCUGGCCGUGGCAACCCUGGCGGCGGCACAGCUGUGACCAGGACCAGGAUACACUGGACAUGCCACAUAAGCAAAUGGUCGAGCAGACACAAUAACGAGGCAACAACAAGAAGCACAGGCUCCGGGCGAGCAGCCCGCAAAGUGUAAUUAAAAAAUAACAAAUGCAAACAAUGCACAAAAGUGCAGCUUGCAAAUUAUAAAAAAGCAACGGAACAAAAAAAAAAUAUAUUAAAAAAAAAAAUAUUAAAAAAUACAAAAUAAAGAAAGAAAUGUUUUCAAAACGGGUUCGCGUUGUGAACGCGAAGCGGCAUGUCCUUGUGGGUAACCCUUAUAAUUUAUGUUGUUGUUGUACGCUUAACAAAUAAAAAGCAAAAAAAUUAAUAGUCGUGCAUUUAAAAUUAAUAUUUUUCACGCUGCCGCAACGGAAAUGCUAAGAUUAUGAUUAAAACCCAAUUAUUUUCAAUUACCCUAUUGCAAAUUUAUAAAAUCUGAGCUGAAAACAAGUGAUUACCAAAUGCCGGCGGUUAAUUAAUUGCGCUCAAACACAUGCACAGCAAAUCCGAGUGCAGCUACGAAAAAAUGUUUACAUAAUUAAUACAAAUAUAUAUACUUAAUGCAUACAGGCAUUAUGCAUGUUAAAGGCGUGGUGUGAUGUCAAAAUCUGCAAAUAAAACACAAAUACACAAACAUAAAUUUAAAAGAUCAAUAAACUAAAAUAAACAAAUACAUGCACUUGCAAAACAAAAACAAAAACAAAAACAACUCAUUUGCAACCUAAUUUACAUUAUAUAACUAACGAAAGAGAAUAAAAAAUUAAGAAUAUAAGUAAAAAAUAAUUAUAUAUUAAGUACACCCUACCCUCCAACAACCGCAGCCUAGACACGUAAGCUAUGUAAAUAUUAUUUGUAAAAAAAUUAAACACACAAAAAAAAAGAAAAAAUAAUGCAAGGCAAAACGAAAAUCAUAAACAAGAUGAACGCAACAACAAUAGAUACAUGCAAUAAUGCACGGCGCGUAAAGUAAAAAUAACAUAAACAAAUAUUAAUUAAUGUUCGAAUGAAAGGCUAAUUAUGACAUAAUAAAAAAAAAUAAUUGUAUGAAAAUGCCAAUAAAUUAAAUGAAUGGGAGUAAAGUUAUUUUAAUUGAAUUUUCGCAUUGUGGUUAAUUUGUGGCUUUAUAUUUUUUGCAUAUUUCGUAUAUGUUGUGAAGCAUUUGUUUUGGCUGCAAAAUAUGAACUUUAUUUUAGGCUACAUUUAAAUAUAUUUAUAUAACUACAUGAUUAGAAUAAAUGUCAAACUAAAUGAAUUUAGAGAGUAAAUGUUAGUUGAAUAAUAAUUGUAAGCCAAUUAAAAAAUAAUAUUUGAAGCAGAGCAAAAUCUAUAACUAGGAUUAAUUGCAGAGGUUUAUGUGCUGUGCAAAAUCCUCGUACAUUUCUAGUUAUAAGACAAAUGGGAAAUUUUCUGCAUUUCAUGAAAAUUCCACAAAGUUCAGCAAAUACUCUUGAAAGCAGCUUUGAACUUUGCGACGCAUAAACCUCUUUUAGAAAUAGGCAGAUUACUUGAAAAUUAUAUUUAAAACAAAACUGAAUUAAACUGCAAGCUAAACUGUUGUAAAUCAAACAAGAAAAUCAAAUUGUCAAAUAAAAAAAUACAAAUAAAAAUAAAAACGUCUUGCAAACGAAAACGAAAACGAAAAUAAAAAUUAAAAUGUAAAAUCUAACUAAACUACAGGAAAAGAAAAACAAAUAUUGAAACGUAAAGAAAGGAGUAGCGAAAAUAUUCAAAAGAGCGAGAAAAGUCAAAACAGAAAUAUAUGUUAAACAAUAUGCAUAAUUAUAAAUUAUUUAUGAGUGGUAAGAAAACGCCACACAAAAAAUACAAUUUGAAACCAAAUCAAAGCACGCCAUAGGAAGAAACAAAAAAAACAACAAAAAAAAAAACAAAACGCCAACGCGUAAGGAACUAAGCUCAAAAUUAUAAACGAUAAUGGCAAAAUUAUAUGACGAAAUAAAGAAAUAAAAUACAAUUA